Messenger RNA from Trichomonas vaginalis G3, 720 nucleotides. Its product is annotated as myotrophin family. Bases 1 to 720 code for a protein of 239 amino acids. Lineage: Eukaryota; Parabasalia; Trichomonadida; Trichomonadidae. The record is from RefSeq and is a predicted model, not a curated record. Gene Ontology annotation, molecular function: protein binding. The transcript has a single exon.
AUGUUUUAUGCAGUUAUUUCACACAACAUUGAUUUUGUUACAUUCUUGAUGAAUGAGUAUAAUAUAGAGAUUGAUUUAAGAUAUUGUGAAUGGUUUCAUAAUCUUGAAUCAUUUUUAGUUUAUUUCGAUCGCACUAAUAAUUUUAACAAAUGCUUUCUUUUUUCAACCAGAUUUAAAAUACCAUCCUUAAGCGAAUAUUUUCUUUCACAUGGUGCAAAUAUUAAUGAAAAAGAUGAAUAUGGAUGCACAGUUCUUCAUUAUGCAGCAGAAAAUUAUAGUAAAGAAAUAGUCGAAUUUAUUCUUUCACAUGGUGCAAAUAUCAACGAAAAAGGUAAAAACGGAAAAAUCGCUCUUCAUUAUGCCACAGAAAAUUGUAGUAAAGAAAUAGCCGAAAUUCUACUUUCACAUGGUGCAAAUAUCAAUGAAAAAGAUAAUAGUGGACACACCGCUCUUUUUAUUGCAGCAAUGUACAAUUAUAAAUUAAUAGCCAAACUUCUUCUAUCAUAUGGUGCAAAUAUCAAUGAAAAAGAUAAUGAUGGAAAAAUCGCUCUUCAUCAUGCAGCAGAAAAUAAUAGUAAAGAAACAGUCGAAGUUCUUCUUUCACAUGGUGCAAAUAUCAAUGAAAUAGAUAAUGAUGGAUACACCGCUCUUUAUUAUGCAAGAAAGAAUAAUAAUAAAGAAACAGUCGAAGUUCUUCUUUCACAUGGCGCAAAAGAAUAA